Lactuca saligna is the source of this 633-nucleotide messenger RNA. The record is from the annotation of a GenBank genome assembly. NCBI's taxonomy places the organism in Eukaryota, Viridiplantae, Streptophyta, Magnoliopsida, Asterales, Asteraceae.
AUGGAGGAAACAGAGGGAGGUCUAAGCUUUGAUUUCGAAGAACCUACCGCAUCUUUAGCCGCAAUCCACCAAUCCGCUGAUCGUAAUAGUAAUAAUGAUAAUAACGCAUCAUCCGCUUCUGCAGUGAACGUGAACUCAACAUCCGGCGACAACCCAGCUUCAAAUUUUCCCGGACGGAGGAGCUACCGUCAGACCGUAUGUCGCCACUGGCUCCGCGGUCUUUGUAUGAAAGGCGAGGCCUGCGGAUUCCUCCAUCAAUAUGACAAAUCAAGAAUGCCGAUAUGUCGAUUCUUCCGGUUGUACGGAGAGUGCCGACAACAGGACUGCGUUUAUAAACACACCACCGAAGAUAUCAAAGAGUGUAACAUGUACAAAUUAGGGUUUUGUCCCAAUGGUCCUGAUUGUCGAUACAGACAUGCAAAACUACCCGGACCUCCUCCUCCAGUCCAAGACGUACUCCAAAAGGUCCAAUUAAAUUCCAGUCAUGGGAAUCCCAAUAGGUUUUUCCAGAAUCGGAAUUCCAACCACUCUCAGCAAUCCGAAAAAUCCCAAUUUCCACAAGGGGUAAAUAGUGUCAAUCAAUUCAUCAUACCUACCUCAACAGAUUCUUCUACAUUUAGCCAGACAGCUUAA